AUGAACAAUAAAAGUAAUAGCGCGAUUGAUAUGUCGAGUAAAUUCAAUACUGAAGAAUGUUCAAUAAAUAAAUUAAAAUCACAAAUAGCUCAGAUACUUUCAUUAUCAGAUAGUUCUUUUGAUGUAUAUUGUCAAGGUGUACAAUUAAUUGGUGAUGAUAAAAAUCUAAAUGAUUAUGAAAUUGACAAUGAAGAUAACUUAUUAAUUGUACCAAAAGUUAAACUGCCUACUGAGACCUUCAUGAUAAGUUCAGCUGGAUCGCCAAGUAAAAGUGAACUUCAUCAAAGUUCGAAAACAAUCGAAAAAUCAGCUACACCAAAUGAAUUUCAUCGACUCUAUUGGCUUAUGAAAACACCAGAGUUUUGGCGAAAAAUUACUCAAGUUCUACCUGAAUUAUUACUUGAUUCAAGUGCAUUAGGUCUAUGCGAAGAUUCAAUACUUUUCUGUCAAAAUUGUAAUGUUAAACGUCUUACGGAACUUGUUGAAGCUAAUCCAUUUUUAUAUAAAGCCGUUAGUCAAGUAGUUAAAGAAUGGACAUCAACCAGUAAUUUAUCAAAUCCAACGGACGUACAAUUAUCACCUGCUGCUUACUUCUUAAAUGGUAGUCCUCAUUUAAUUGAACCCGCAGCACCACGUCAACCAGCAUUUAAUGUAAUGCCUCGUCGUAUAACGAAUGAAGAUUUUUUUCGUGCACUUGAACAAACAAAUCGAUCGACUACAAGUGCAUCUCGUCCAUCGAAUAUUCCACUUCAACAAACACCAAGAGUAUCGAAUCGUCGUAAUGUCAUUAGUAUGGAUCAAUUAAGAAGUGUUCUACAAAGAACUACAACAACAUCAGAAACGAAUCCGCCAACUCCAAUAACAACAAUGGAUAGUAGUACUUCAAAUGAUCCAGCAAAUGCACAAGCACUACUAGAUCAAAUGCAAGCUAUGGGUCUGACUGAUGAAGCAGCUAAUCGGCAAGCACUCGAAGCGAGCAAUUGGGAUUUAAAAGCAGCUCUUGAUUUAUUACUCGGAUAA
Molecule: messenger RNA, 1020 nt
Organism: Rotaria socialis
Lineage: Eukaryota; Metazoa; Rotifera; Eurotatoria; Philodinida; Philodinidae
Source: the annotation of a GenBank genome assembly